CGGCGGCCAUGGAGGCGGCGGCGGCGGGCGCGCGCAGCGUGCAGAUCGAGUUCCCGCACUACGCGGCGGGGCUGCUGGAGUCGCUGAACCGGCACCGGCUGGAGGGCAAGUUCUGCGACCUGUCGGUGCACGUGCAGGGCCGCGUCUUCCAGGCGCACAAGAGCGUCCUGGCCGCCGCCUCGCCCUACUUCCACGACAAGCUGCUGCUCCGCGACGCCGGCCGCCUCGUCCUGCCCGGCGCCAUCGAGCCCGAGGCCUUCGAGAACCUGCUGCAGCUCAUCUACUCGGGGCGGCUGCGGCUGCUGCUCGACGCCCUCCCGGGGCACCUGCUGGCGGCCAGCGGGCUGCAGAUGUGGCAGGUGGUGGACCAGUGCUCGGGCGUCCUCAAGGAGCUGGAGGCGGCCGGGGGGCCCCUCGCCUACGCCCGCGGCCCCUGGACCCCCCGCGCCGCCGCCGCCGCCGCCGAGACCCCCAGCAGCAGCAGCCACCGCCCGGGCCUCCGGGAGGACGGAGGAGGAGGAGGAGGGUCCGCCCGCCGCCCGCACCGCCUGGAGGAGGAGGAGGUGGUGAAGAUCCGGGUGUCCCAGGAGGAAGAAGAGGAGGAGGAAGAAGAGGAGGAGGAGGAAGAGGAGGAGCGGCAGGCCCAGAUCUGCACCAGCGGCUCGGCUGACCGGCUGGUGAAGGUGGUUUUGGACGAGGAGGAGGAGGAGGUGGUGGUGGCGGAGGAAGAGGACCGCCGCGGCAGGGCCCGUCCUGGCAAAGGGUCCAGGGAGCCGGGCCCGGCCUUCGCUUCGCCCCACGAGGCCCCCAAGGUCUUCUUCAUCAAGCAGGAGCGCUUUGACCCCGAGGAGGCCCCUUCCUCCGCUCUGGGGGGCGGCCCGGCCUCCUGCCUCUCCGAGGCCGGCUUCCUGAAGUCCCCCGGCGUGACUGAGGUGCCGGGCCUCUGCCAGCCGGAGAUCCAGGCCGGGGAGCCGCUCGGCUACCUCCCGCUGCCCGGCGGGGCGUCCACGGCUCUUUCCGCCGACUCCGUGGCAGCUUUCCCCGAGAGCUCGUGGAAGCCCGUGGACCUGCACGGCAACGAGAUCCUGGGCCACACCGUGCACGGCCAGGUGGUGCACGCGCCCGUCAAGCUGAUGUCCGCGCCGGACGGGAAGAAGUUCGGCUGCCUGUGCGGGAAGCGCUUCGCCGUGAAGCCCAAGCGGGACCGGCACAUCAUGCUGACCUUCAGCCUGAGGCCCUUCGGCUGCUCCGUCUGCCCCAAGAAGUUCAAGCUGAAGCACCACCUGACGGAGCACAUGAAGACCCACGACGGGAACCUGCACACCUGCCAGGACUGCGGACGCAAGUUCCGCGUCCAGAGCUGCUUCUUGAAGCACAAGGAGCUCUGCAAGGGACAGGGCUGGGCCACCGCCUGCUGGACCUACAAGUAGGGGGGAGGGGCUGCUGCUGCCAGAAGCAGAACACCAUCCAAGGGGGGGGGGGGGGGUGGGAUACGGAAGCAGAUUUUCCCAUCCCCCUCCUCUGCCAAUGACCCCCCCCCUUCCACCCCCAAAAGCUCCACGUGGGCUAGGAAUUGCUCGGAUGGAAAUGCUGCUACUCUGUGGGCUGCUCCUGCUGCAGCGGUCAAGAGGCCAAAUCUCUUCUGCAGGGCAGGCCCUCUUGGCAGGAGGAGUGGAGCCGAGUCCUCCUGGGGCCUCAACGUGAAGGGCCUUCUUCUCUUGGGGGGGGGAGUUGGGACCCCUUGAGGGGCUGCUGGUGCUUAGCGAACAGAGCCUGUGCUUGGGGAGGGGCUUCCAGGAACAGCCGGGGGUUGUGCUGGCCAGCCAAACGGCUGGGGGGCUUCAGCGGCUGGGAAGGCCGCCUCCUGGGGUCCCUGGGGCCCACCACCCGACGGGGGAGAGAGAGGAGCGAAGGGGGGCCAGGAGGGGGCCCUCCAGGCAUGGGAUGGAGGACGGGGUGGGGGAGGGGCGGGGUGGGUGUGGGGGGCACCUCAGCCUGGAAGCCAGAAAUAUCCCUGGAAGGUCAGAAGAUAAACAGGUAAUCAGAGUUGGGACGGACCCUGUAGGUCAUCUAGUCCAACUCCCCCCGCCCAAGCGGGAGACCCUACACCAUUUCUGACCGAU
Notechis scutatus (mainland tiger snake) is the source of this 2123-nucleotide messenger RNA. It is a transcript of the gene ZBTB9, whose product is annotated as zinc finger and BTB domain containing 9. The record is from RefSeq and is a predicted model, not a curated record. Gene Ontology annotation, biological process: regulation of transcription by RNA polymerase II. Gene Ontology annotation, molecular function: DNA-binding transcription factor activity, RNA polymerase II-specific; protein binding; RNA polymerase II cis-regulatory region sequence-specific DNA binding. Lineage: Eukaryota; Metazoa; Chordata; Lepidosauria; Squamata; Elapidae.